UCGCGCCCUCUCGCUGCCUGGUGAAGGCGCGGACGGUGUGCGGAGGCGAGCGCGCUGAGGAGGGGCCGCCGGCGCCGCAACCGCCGUCUGGGCAUGAGGAUGGCCGUGGGCUCCGUCAAGAUGCAGCCGCCGUGCGAGAGCCCGGCCCUGGCCGCGGCGGCAGCGGUGGCGGCGGCGGACGGCGCCCUGCGCCGCAGUCCCAGCGCCCGGGAUCCGGAGCGCGAGCAGCUGCCGGUGCCGCCGCGGCCGCGGCUUCGGGACUUGCCGGCGUUGCUGCGAAGCGGGCUCACGUUGCGGAGGAAGCGCAGCGCCGCCGGGGGCCGGACUUUAUCGAGAAGAAUUUCCAAUCCAUACCUUGAACACAGUCCUUCCCAGAUUUAUGGAGAGAAUUCUUCUUGUGCAGGAAGAGCAUUGAGGAAUAUUAUUAUUGUUCAGGCAGCUGACCUGAUAAAGGACAGAGUGAACCUCAAGGGAUUUUACAGGAGAAGCUGCGUUGGGUCAGAACUGGUAGACUGGCUUCUAGAACACUGUCCUUUUGUCCAGUGCAGAUCUAUGGCCAUAGGGGUCUGGCAGCUCCUACUGGAUAUGGGAAUUAUGUCAUCAGUGGAUCAGCAUUUAUACUUUCAAGAUACCUAUGUUUUCUACCAGUUUUCAUCUGAUGAGUGUAGCUACUUGUACUGUGAAUUUGAAAGAGAGGAGGAAUGGCAAAAUGGUGUCAAACUUUUACUGCAACUUGUGCCUCUCAUUCCCACCAGAGCUGGCAUCUGUGACCUAUCUCAUCAGAAAAUUGAAGACUCAGAGGAGAGCAGCGACGAAAUUCUUGCCCGUCUAACGUCUGCGGUGCAGAGAGAGCUAGCAGCUGUUAUUGCUUUGAAAGCAAAGAAGUCUGCAAUUGAACAAGACGAAGACAAUAGUGACAAACAUGAAACUGUGACAGAGGCUGACUGCAUUCCAGAUCCUCAGGCUGGGGUGAUGUGCAAACUUCAGGAGAGAGAUGAUAUCGGGCGAAUUGAACUGGUUCAGAAGCUGGCAAGAGAAAACUGUCAAUUUUUGCAGACGGACAAAAAAGAACAAGAGAAGUCAGACAACCAGGAUGAUGAAGUGACAACCGUCCAGGUUAAAGAGCAGGACCGGAACGUCCUGGUGCUGAAGAAAGUGCAGAGCUGCGGCCCAGCCCCCCAGGCGGGGAGCUCCGAGAGUGAUUGGAGAUACGUGGUCGUGUCCGGGACCCCGGAGAAGAUCUUGGAGCACCUUCUGAAUGACUUGCACCUGGAAGAAGUCCAGGACAAAGAGACAGAGACCCUCCUUGAUGACUUCCUUCUCACGUACACAGUCUUCAUGACAACCGACGACUUGUGCCAGGCACUGUUGAGACACUAUUCUGCUAAGAAGUAUCAAGGCAAAGAAGAAAGCUCCGAUGUUCCUUGCCGGAAACGUAAGGUCUUGCAUCUUGUUUCCCAGUGGAUUGCUCUCUACAAAGACUGGUUACACGAAGAUGAGCAUUCAAAAAUGUUUCUGAAGACCAUAUACAGGAAUGUGUUGGAUGAUGUAUACGAAUACCCAAUACUCGAAAAAGAACUGAAAGAAUUUCAAAAGAUACUUGGAAUGCACCGUCGUCACACUGUGGAUGAAUAUUCACCACAGAGGAAGCAGAAUAAAGCCCUUUUCCACCAAUUCAGUCUCAAGGAGAACUGGCUGCAGCACAGAGGAACUGUGACGGAAACAGAGGAAAUUUUUUGCCACGUAUAUAUAACAGAGCACUCCUAUGUCAGUGUGAAGGCCAAAGUUUCCAGUACAGCCCAGGAGAUCCUGAGAGUUGUGGCAGAAAAGAUCCAGCAUGCAGAAGAGGAUCUGGCUUUGGUAGCCAUUACCUUCUCUGGGGAAAAGCAUGAACUUCAGCCAAAUGACUUGGCCAUCUCCAAAUCCCUUGAAGCAUCUGGUCGGAUAUAUGUCUACCAGAAAGACCUGGCUGACACUUUGAAUCCGUUCGCAGACAAUGAGGAGUCACAGCAAAGGUCGAUUAGGAUUUUGGGAAUGAACACUUGGGAUCUCGCUCUGGAAUUGAUGAAUUUUGAUUGGAGCCUCUUUAAUUCAAUUCACGAGCAAGAGCUGAUCUACUUCACGUUCAGCAGACAAGGAAGUGGGGAGCACACGGUGAACCUCAGCCUUCUGCUUCAGAGAUGCAAUGAAGUCCAGCUCUGGGUGGCCACGGAGAUUCUCCUCUGCAGCCAGCUAGGCAAGCGAGUGCAGCUGGUGAAAAAAUUCAUCAAAAUUGCUGCUCACUGCAAAGCCCAGAGAAACCUGAAUUCCUUCUUUGCUAUUGUGAUGGGUCUCAACACUGCUUCUGUCAGCCGGCUGUCCCAGACUUGGGAGAAAAUUCCUGGGAAGUUUAAGAAACUUUUCUCUGAACUUGAAAGUUUAACAGACCCUUCCCUGAACCACAAAGCCUAUCGAGAUGCAUUCAAAAAGAUGAAGCCACCUAAAAUCCCCUUCAUGCCCUUACUGCUUAAAGAUGUAACAUUUAUUCAUGAAGGAAAUAAAACGUUUUUGGAUAAUCUCGUCAAUUUUGAAAAACUGCACAUGAUUGCAGAUACUGUCCGAACCUUGAGACACUGCAGGACUAACCAGUUUGGAGGUGACAUGUCUCCCAAAGAGCACCAAGAAUUAAAAUCCUAUGUCCAUCACCUGUACGUCAUCGACAGCCAGCAGGCCCUGUUCGAGCUCUCGCACCGGAUCGAGCCUCGGGUGUGAUCCCCGCCACCUCACCCCCGCCACCCCUGGAACUGCAGCCCCGGGAGUCAUGGUUCUGGCAGUGCCAAGCACAUGGCUUUCCUGCGAGAGAAGAAGUUGCUGAGUUUUAUCAGUGUCUCGGAACUGCACGGGAAAGCCAGCCAGAACGGGCUCGGGGAGUGACAUCAGCCGCCAGAGACAGGGAGAGGCUGCUCUCGGAAGGAGAAGGAGAAGGCAGAAGGAGAGGCAGAAGCUUUCUCGAAACAGGGAAGUCCGGUUUCUUAGGAUCACCUUGUUGAGCCAAUCCAGUUUUCACUUUGAGAUGUGCUAUGCCAGCCUCAGGCGGAGAGACCGUCUUGGGUGAUACAGGGACCACACAUCUCAGUGAGCCGCAGAGCCUGGCGGGAGACGACUCGUUCUAGGCUGCAAAGAAGGAGCUUGUUUGAACACCCAAAGAAGUGAUGACAUCUCUAGGUUUCCAGGGAGACUGACUGGGCUCUGUCUUUACGCACUCUGCCAUCACCCAAAGCCGCUCGUGUCUAGGGAGUUAGUGAGGGAUGGGCCCCUGGCCUCCGUGCUCUGCUCCACAGAGAGAAAUGUCAGGGCAUGCAUUUCUUUGCAUCCACAAUCACUUAGUGAUGUCUGCUUGCAGGUGCAACUCGUGUCUGCACAGCUCAUUUAUAGCUGUAGGCAAGUUAGAUUAAGUUGCUUUGCCAAUGUGGAAAAACUGUCCUCUUUAAGAAAUUGACUUGCCUAAUUUCUGGGGAUUUUUUUUACAAGUGCAAGCAGGCUCUCAUUUCUCCUUGGGCACAAUAUGAUUUUUGAAAAAAAGCACAGUGCCUGACACAUUGUGGACACUCUGCGGAGAUGACAAAGUGACAGAGGUCUGCCUUCUUGGGCCUGGCGACGCCCUGUGUUUUGCAUGCCUCUGGCAGCCUCGAGCCCCCACUCUGGAAUGAGAACCGCCAGUACAGGGAGGUUAAGUGGGAUUUGAUGUGUGAGGCACUUCGUACUCCCCGGAGGAGAACAAGGGAUUAAGAUAGUGGUGAUUGCCUGUCGUUCAGCAAAUGAAAAGCGCCCCCACAUAUCCAGCUGUCUCAUUUACCUUUGCCGCUUAAAAAUCCUAUAGUCCACCUCCCAACCAAGAACAGGGAGGCAUUCUAUAAUUUGCCUUUUUUUCUUCUAAGUCUCAGAGGCUUUUAAGUCUCUUUGUAUUCCCAUUUUUACAAGUUGGGCUCCUCCAGUAAAUGAGACCUCUUGCUGUUCUCAGAAACCGGUUAGGGGAUCUCCCUCAACUUCAAAUGAACAAAAAAGCCUAUGGGAUACAAUAAUGAAAUCGACCCCUGCCAGCCAGAUCCUUGUCACUGUGCUAAAAUACAAGGACCCUGCUUCACAUAUUAGAUCCAUUGAUUUUCCACACGUGUGACCCUGGUGCCCUUCUUGCCACCCGUGCCCGGUCCUCUCCUUGGUGCCCGGACAGAACUGCUUCCUUUGUCUCAUCAGCACCUCAUUACUGAGAUGCACCUGAGGCUUUCUGUCACCUUUCUAGCAGUGCUGUUUCCUGGGCUCCAGCUUGCAAGAUCACUGGAAGGAACCCCCGGGAGCACAUUUGGGGUAGGACUUUGAAAGCGACUCAUUCUUUCUCCAGCCCUGAAGAUUAACAGGGCUUUAUAGAGAGCCACCAUCCCAAGCUGGUCCACUCAGAGAAAUGCCCCGGGCUGCUGGGAAUGGACUGGGACCUUUUGGAGAUCAGAGCCAUCAGAAUCGGGAAGAAGAGGCUUCUCUCUCGGCUCAAACACUGGAAAAGCUCCCCUUGGCAACUAAUGAGGAUGGCAUGGGCUUACAGCACCAAGAGGGUGUUCUGGUCUUUUCUCUGUGCUACAGAGUAGCAUUUGGCCAUCCUCCCUCAUGUAGGGCCAUUUUGAUGUUGUCUCUGUGUCGUACGGUUUAAAUUGUUACUCAUAUUAGAUCAGCAUUGCUCCAACUAAAACAAUUUCACUUGCUCCAGUGAACUAUUUCAGCACAGCACCUGGCUGCUUGGACCGCAACUGAGAUACGUACAUGGCCGGACGAGCCCCCACGUCCAUCCCACACAUCCAGCCUGAGUGCAUUUCGAGGGUUUGGUCAGGGUACCACGUGUGGUACAGUGGAAACAGUCUGGGGGAGAAGACGGUGCUUGUCCAUGCUUCCUCCAGCUGUGGUCACAUGGCUCUCUGGGCAGCAAA
Molecule: messenger RNA, 4955 nt
Organism: Phacochoerus africanus (Common warthog)
Lineage: Eukaryota; Metazoa; Chordata; Mammalia; Artiodactyla; Suidae
Gene: RAPGEF5
Product: Rap guanine nucleotide exchange factor 5
Exons: 26
Coding region: 94-2751 (885 amino acids)
Biological process (GO): positive regulation of GTPase activity; Ras protein signal transduction
Cellular component (GO): plasma membrane
Molecular function (GO): guanyl-nucleotide exchange factor activity
Source: RefSeq, a predicted model, not a curated record